This is a messenger RNA of Zingiber officinale, 573 nucleotides long. RefSeq names its product 60S acidic ribosomal protein P0-like. The coding region runs from base 1 to 573 and encodes 190 amino acids. Gene Ontology annotation, cellular component: cytosolic large ribosomal subunit. Gene Ontology annotation, molecular function: large ribosomal subunit rRNA binding; structural constituent of ribosome. The transcript has 6 exons. The record is from RefSeq and is a predicted model, not a curated record. Gene Ontology annotation, biological process: cytoplasmic translation; ribosomal large subunit assembly. Lineage: Eukaryota; Viridiplantae; Streptophyta; Magnoliopsida; Zingiberales; Zingiberaceae.
AUGGUGGUGAAGCUCUCGAAAGCGGAGAAGAAGGUCCGCUACGACAAGAAGUUGUGCUCGCUUCUGGACGAGUACGGGAAGGUCCUAAUCACCGCCGCCGACAAUGUUGGGUCCAACCAGCUCCAAAGCAUCCGCAGGGGCCUCCGCGGCGACUCCGUCAUCCUCAUGGGCAAGAACACCCUCAUCCGCUGCUGCAUCUGCUUCCACACCGAGAAGACCGGCAACAAGGACUUCCUCAACCUCCUCCCCCUUCUCGUCGGGAAUGUGGGAUUGAUAUUCACAAAGGGUGAUCUUAAGGAAGUUAGCGAGGAGGUUGCCAAGUACAAGGUUGCAUCUUGUUUUUUCUUCUCCAAGGCAUCUAAUGAUUUCUGGAGACAAAUAAGGCUUGAUGAUGAUGAUAACAUUGAAGGUUACUUAUCAUUCUGGUGUCAUGCUGGCAUGCUCAGUAUUUUUGAAGCAACUUCACUUGGGAGAUUUAGAAGAGGUCCUCAAGAUUCUCAGCCAGGAUUAGAGGGAGAACUUCAAAAGAAAAUAUUCAGAUGUCUCCACUUCCAAGCUGAUGAUGAUAUUUAA